AUGUUCAAAGAGUUUUUGCUGCUGGAUGUAUUAUACGAUGAGUUAUUGAAUUCACAAACGAAUAAAGUAUCGUUGAUUAGAUUACGAACUGGGUUCAACGAUCAUAAGAUACACAAGUUUACUCGCAUGGAAGAUAUCAAGAUCAACGAAAUUCUGGAUAUGAUAAAAGAGAUGUUCCCGAACCAGACAAGUUUGAACGAUGGACAGAUAACGUUUUAUCAUUUACAAAUCAACGAGAUACAAAACAAGAUAAUGGACGUGUACGAGCGAUGCCAACGGGAUUUGGUGGGGAAACUAGCCAAGAAUGAGAAAGAGUUGAAACGGGGCAAGGUGGGGAAAGUAUCUCAUACAGGGAGCAAUGGAAACAAAAGCAACAGCAGCAGCAGCAGCAGCAGCACGAGUGCUAUCAGCAAUGGUGCUGGUGCUGCUGGAGCGACAACUCACAGUGUUCUCAGCACACCUGCAGCCUCUACUAGCACAACCACUAAUAACUCGAGUAAAGUAGACUACAUGAAAUCGCGUCGUGGCAAGAUCUUGGCGAUGUACAGAGAUACUGUGAUAGCAAAGCUUGAAUCGUUUGAACAAUUCAAAGAAGUGUUCAGUUCGUUUGAAAAAGUGAACCAUAACGAAGUCAUCAAGAUGGAAAACGAUUUAAAGAAGUUAAAGACGCUCCAUUUGAACAAUCUAAUAGAUUUACAAUGGAACUUACAAAAUUGUGUCACCAACGGUAUAAUGAGUAUGGGACACGAGGAUACGAACCGGGUAUUACUAGCACAAGAUGAAUUAGACAUGACAAUCAAUUUUGUCAGAAAUGCCAUGGACAAUUAA
This is a messenger RNA of Kluyveromyces lactis, 828 nucleotides long. RefSeq names its product Eaf5p (gene EAF5). The transcript has a single exon. The coding region runs from base 1 to 828 and encodes 275 amino acids. Lineage: Eukaryota; Fungi; Ascomycota; Saccharomycetes; Saccharomycetales; Saccharomycetaceae. The record is from RefSeq and is a predicted model, not a curated record.